Molecule: messenger RNA, 1037 nt
Organism: Tyto alba (common barn owl)
Lineage: Eukaryota; Metazoa; Chordata; Aves; Strigiformes; Tytonidae
Gene: TAF11
Product: TATA-box binding protein associated factor 11
Exons: 5
Coding region: 44-700 (218 amino acids)
Biological process (GO): RNA polymerase II preinitiation complex assembly; transcription initiation at RNA polymerase II promoter
Cellular component (GO): nucleus; transcription factor TFIID complex
Molecular function (GO): protein heterodimerization activity; transcription coactivator activity
Source: RefSeq, a predicted model, not a curated record
GUAGCGUCGCGUCAUCAGGCGGCGACGGCGGCCGCGCGGGACAAUGGCGGCUCCCGGCGAGGCGGCCCGGGAGGAGCUCGGGGCUGCGGCCAAGGGCCCGGAGCCGCCGCCCGCCGCCUCAUCCCCCGCGGGGGACGGAGCGGCGGCCGCGGAGGAGCCGGCGGCGGUGGAGAUGGCGGGCGAGGGCGAGGCGGGAGAGGCCGGCGGGGGCGGCGAGCCCAGGGCGGAGGCGCCGGACGGGGAGGUGAGGAGCGCGGAAGGGGAGGCGGUGGACGGGGAGGACCCCGGCCUGCAGCCAUCCGCCGCCAAGAAGGUGAAGCUGGAGCUGAAGGAGAGGAAGGAGAAGAAGCACAAAGUGGACGAGGACGAGAUCCAGAAGAUGCAAAUACUGGUCUCUUCCUUUUCUGAAGAACAGUUGAACCGUUAUGAGAUGUAUCGCCGGUCUGCGUUCCCCAAAGCUGCUAUUAAACGGCUGAUCCAGUCCAUCACCGGCACCUCUGUCUCUCAGAACGUGGUUAUCGCCAUGUCCGGCAUUUCCAAGGUCUUCGUUGGGGAGGUGGUGGAGGAAGCACUGGAUGUGUGUGAGAAGUGGGGGGAGCUGCCACCUCUGCAGCCCAAACACAUGCGGGAGGCAGUCAGGAGGCUGAAGUCACGAGGACAGAUCCCCAACUCCAAAUAUAAAAAGAUCAUCUUCCACUGAAGUGUCCCAAGAGCAGCAAGAGAAGACGGAAGUUAAAGCAAGCUUCCUGUUGUGACCCUCCCAAGUUACAGCAGAGCUGCAGGACUGAAGCUCCCUCAGGAGCCGUGUCAGGACUUAAUGACUGGAGGGAGGGUUCCUGCUGUCACUGUGGGCGUGGGGCUUGUCAUCCCUGACCUGGAGCCUGGGGCCCCUCUGCACCAACAGAGCCGGGACAGGAACAUCCAAGGCAUUCGGUGUAUUCACCCACUGGGGUCAUAGUUCCUGCUGGCAUGGAUGGAGUGGUGUCUGGGUACAGCAGUGUGUCUCUUUGUACAUUAAACUUGUUAUUGUAUUCUUA